AUGUGGGUGUGGUCCUACCCUCACCUAAUAUUGUUUAUACUCGCAAGUAUCUAUAAGGUAUCAUGUCAAGAAAAAUCAAGUUUAACAUUUGUAAUCGACAAUACCUAUUCAAUGGCUGAUGACAUAGCGCAAGUGAAGGAGAAUGUUAAUGGGAUAUCUCAAAUCGUGUUUGAGGAGAGAGCUAGUCAGAUAAAAAAUAUGGUGUUAGUUACGUUUAAUGACCCAGCUGCAAGUUUGAUGACAGUGACCGAGGAUCGAAAUUAUUUUAAAGCGAAAAUACACAGGGUAAAUGUGCAUGGAGGUGGUGAUUGUCCUGAGAUGUCAAUGACGGGCAUCCUAAAAGCAUUAGACGCGAGUCUACCAGGGUCUUUUAUUUACGUGUUCACUGAUGCUUCGGCUAAGGAUUACUAUCUAAGCGGCCAAGUCAAAAACAUGUGUCAAAAGAAACAGAGUCAAAUAGUGUUCAUUCUGACUGGCUUUUGUUACAGUCGUGAUGAAGAAAUGUACCAAGUGUAUUACGACAUAGCAACGGCAUGCUCAGGAUUAGCAUUCAAUGUGAACAAAAAUGAAGUCAAGAAGGUACUUGCUACUAUAAAGGAAACUAUAAAGGGCAAUAAAGCAAUGAUAGUUGCGACGAAAACAAAACCUAACAUUGUCGAAAACGUAACGUUUACACUUGAUGAUAAAAUUGAAUAUGCAAUUGUCUCAGCGUCUGGUCAGGACGUCAGCUUAAAAGUGAGUGGGCCAGGAGCAACACCGGAAACAUUAUUGUCUCUUAAGAAUGUGAAGGUAAUAAAACUUAGUGAUCCCACUCCGGGCAAAUACGUGGCGACGGUGAAAGGUAGUUCAGAGACAAGUGUAAACAUUGUCGGUAGAACUGAUUUUUUUUUCCAACAUGGCUUCUCUGAACUUGAGCCAAAGUCUCUCAAAGAUACUACACCACAACCCAUCGCUAAUACCCAAACGCUACUGUCGGUAUCCGUGACCGAUCCAAAACACACAGUUCAUAUAAUAGCGGCUCAAAUCUUAGAUCUAAAAGACAGAAUUGUCAAUUCAUUACUUCUGAGACAAAUAUCUAAGGAUUUCUAUACGACGCAGCCGUUUAUAGCACCCACAAAGAGAUUCAAAAUUGCUGUUCUAGCUAGAGAUGUAAAAACUGGCAAGUAUAUAACGCGUAUAGCGAAACUUUCAAUCACACCUCAAGAACCCCCACGGGUUCUACCCAAAAGCAAAGUACCCGAGGUAACUAUAAGUGAAGGUAAUACCAUUGAGGCUACAUACGGUCAAAGGUUGAAGCUGACCUGCAAAGUAACGGCUUAUCCUGAGCCUGACAUAGAGUGGUACAAUGCGCGCUCAGUUCCAAUAAAGUCUCAGAGAUCGGUGGUAGAGCCUCCUUAUAAGUAUAUUAGUUACUUAGAGAUGUCAAGGGUCGUAAACAAUGCAAGUUACACAUGUCGUUCUCGAAACAAUGAGGGAAACGGAAGUGCGGUAAUAAACGUCAUCGUCAAAGAGCCUUUUGUCGUUAAAUCUGCUAUUAAAGGUAUCACAAAAAUAGAAUAUGGGACAAAGGGUGUACUUAGAUGUGACAUCACAGCUUCGGUACCAAUGCGCAUUCGUUGGUACUCUGUACUGGAGCAAGUAGGCGCUCGUCAGGAGCUUGUGACAUCUGACAAGUACACUAUAUCCAAUGAUGGAACUACACUCACUAUUAACAAAAUGGACUUGUAUAUGGCCAAAACAUACAGUUGCGAAGCAUCUUUGGCUGAAAAUGAACAUAUACGGUCGAUUCAUCGAACACAGGUCCAGAUUAGUGGUUUGACGAUGCCUCAAGUGACAGGCGAUUAUAACAUAAAGGCAGUAAAAGGAUCGUCUGUAGACAUUACAUGCCACGUAACUGGCACGCCAGCACCGACAAUAACUUGGUUAUUUAAGGCCGAGGGUAAUUCGGAGUUCGUGUCAAUAUACGGAUCCCAGAACGUCCUGCAUAAAUCCAGGGUCGAGGAUUAUCACGCCGGCACUUACAAGUGUAUAGCGCGCAAUGUCCUCGGGGAACAGGACCAUCAGACCACACUCCACGUUCUAAUUCCACCUAACAUAGUCACAAGCUCUACCUCUGCUUACACGAGCGUGGAAGGGAAAGACGCUGUGAUGAGUAUCCCUUGCACUGCUACCGGUCUUCCUAAACCAGUUAUCAUAUGGACGGUGGAUGGUGCACGCAUAUCUGAAAGUACGAAGCACUCCAUAAAGGAUGGCACUCUGAUAAUUCGGGAGCCAAAGGUGAGCGACACUGGCUCAUACACGUGCGUGGCACAGAAUGACGCUGGAGCCACUCGCGCAUCCUUUCAAGCUAACAUUUUUCAGACGCCAGAAAUAUCGGGAGAUAAGUCAAAAAUAAUAAAAAAGGGAGAUUCCACAAAAAUUAAAUGCGAUAUUGUCAAAGGUGUACCAAGACCAUCGAUAAAGUGGUACUUCAAAGCUCAAAGUUCCUCAGAAUUUGUACCAUUAACGGGAAGAACGGAAAUGAACAUAGAAAAGGCUGACAAAACCCACACCGGUACUUAUAAGUGUGUAGCGCAGAAUGUUAUAGGCAGUAGCGAACAUUUGACCGACCUCACUGUAGAAUUUGCACCUACUAUACUUUCUGACGAUUCAAGGACACUAACAGGCGUCGAAAGUGACGUAGCUUUACGAAUUCCGUGCGACACAGACGGUGUGCCGACACCAUCCAUUACUUGGAAGGUGAACGGUGAAAUUAUCGUUACAAGCGCAAAAUAUAUUGUAAAUGACGAUGUAUUAAUCAUAAACAAGCCGAACAAGACGGAUUCGAACUCAUACACGUGCGAGGCUAAGAACUACUUGGGACAUGAUAGUGCUACCUUUAAAGUUAAUGUACAAUCUUUUCUUGACGAUUAUGGACCCAAAGAGACAGUGAAUGUAUUACUCGGUAAAGAGGUAAAGCUUGAAUGUGGAUCAACUAAUUCCACUCAAUCGGUUACUUGGUACUUGGAGGGUGAAAACACAGGCAUCAAAGGAAACUACUACCACUUACGAAACGUGCAAAUGUCUUCGGAGGGUAACUACACCUGCCGCGUGAGUGACGCGAGCGGAACCCGCACCAAAACGUACGUGCUUAUCGUCGGCUACCCGCCCGUCUUCUCGGAUUCUGAACCCGAGCCGCUGUACGACUGGAGCGGCAGUGAAAAUGAUGUCUUGGACUGCGAGGCUGAAGCCAAACCGGCAGCGAUCUUCACGUGGACGUAUAACGGCAAAUUGCUGCAAGGGAUGAACUCAUCCAGGGCAGAUGUGGCCGCCAACUGGGGACACUACACAUGUAAUGUGAGCAACGUUCACGGCACUAUCGCAAGGAGUUUCGAUGUCAUUUCUUCUCAUUGUCUCAUAAGCAGGAAACCCGAAAAUAUCAAAGCUAUGCCUCUUAUAUUGAGUCCAACAUCAACUUUUCCUGCGCUGAGUGGAACCACUAAUUACUUAAUAGUCGAGCCUGGAGAAACAGUCAAAUUUUCUUGUCCUAACGCUAAACACAAAAUAAAAAACGAAACUGAGGCAAUCUGUGACAAACAAGAUAUAUUCACAGUUCAAGGUAUACCUCACAAGGUUUCAGAUUUACAAUGUGCUGAAGAAAGUGAUUUUAUCAUAAAAAAUAGACACAUAAAAUGUUUGUCAGAAACAUCUGAAUUAAUACGUGUCGGCUUCGAAGUUCACGGUUUCUUAGAAACAUACGAAGUCUGCUUUGAUGUUUCUAAGAGGAUACCUCUGUUCACCCGUGCUGUCAUGUCGAAAACCAGCGGGGGGCCUGGGACCACGUACAACUGGAAAAAGUACCCUGAAACUGUGGUGGGUACGGAGGACAAGACACUAUACACUUGCGAAAAUUCAAUGUCAACGAACUGCUACAGUAAGACACAGUUGGUGAAUGUUCGUGAUUUUGUUGACGGUCCUGCGCAGAGGAGUACUUUCAUAGAUCCAUUGAACGCAGUCCCAUGUUGGCGUCCUAGCAACAUGGCACAGUCUCCAUGGGACAGUAUAGAGUCUGUGAUCAGAACGCGGCUCAACAUAUUUGACGAGUUCAUCGCCUGGUCUGGUACUCAUACGGUAGAAAAGAUGAAUGGUGGUGUUAUUCCGCGUUAUCUAUGGAAGGUGUUAAGGUUUGAUGAAGAUCAGUCCAUCGCUAUUGUUUACGUGAAUGGUCCAUCGCCUUCUACAGAGGAUAUUUUAUGCAAGAACACGUGUCCCGAUAAGCAGAGCGUGCCGUGGUUCAAUGAAAUCAACAGUUACAUAUACUGCUGCGAAUUGGACGACUUCCUUCGAUCAUUUAAUUUGCGCGACACAACAGUUGGAGAAUCAAUGGAAGCGGCGCUUGAAAAGAUAAUGUCGAAAAAAUACUAA
Messenger RNA from Arctia plantaginis, 4404 nucleotides. The record is from the annotation of a GenBank genome assembly. NCBI's taxonomy places the organism in Eukaryota, Metazoa, Arthropoda, Insecta, Lepidoptera, Erebidae.